Centrocercus urophasianus (Greater sage-grouse) is the source of this 2014-nucleotide messenger RNA. RefSeq names its product prolyl 4-hydroxylase subunit alpha 3 (gene P4HA3). Gene Ontology annotation, biological process: peptidyl-proline hydroxylation to 4-hydroxy-L-proline. Gene Ontology annotation, molecular function: protein binding; L-ascorbic acid binding; procollagen-proline 4-dioxygenase activity. The coding region runs from base 10 to 1806 and encodes 598 amino acids. NCBI's taxonomy places the organism in Eukaryota, Metazoa, Chordata, Aves, Galliformes, Phasianidae. Gene Ontology annotation, cellular component: endoplasmic reticulum. The transcript has 13 exons. The record is from RefSeq and is a predicted model, not a curated record.
CAGAGAGGGAUGGGACGAAGAGGAGGUGACAGCACAGCUCACUGCAGCACGGGGACAGCCAGGAGGGGCCGCCAAAUCCCCACCACCAUCACCACCACCACCCUGCAACCCCCCUCAUCCCCAUCCCAUCCUUCCGCUCCCUUCCUUUCUUUCUCCCUCCCUCCAUCCCUCCCUACCAUUGCGGCCUCCGGGAGGGGGAUGCGAGCCGUGGGGGUGCUGGGGCUGGGGGCCCUGCUGGCCUGGCUGCCCCCUGCCCACACCGACACUUUCUCAGCUCUGCGCAGCGUCCGUCAGGCGCGGGGCAAUGAGGGGCGGCUGCUGCGGAGGCUCCGUGCGUAUCUCCGCGAGGAGAGCGCCCGGCUCCGCCGCCUGAGCAGGUUCUAUGAGAAGGUGCGGGCACUGCACCAGGACCCCGGCGCCUCGGUGGACAACCCUUUGUCGGCCUUCAGCCUCAUCAAGCGCCUGAGCUCCGACUGGCCCAGCGUCGUCUACAGCAGCGAGGCCACUGAAAACAGCCGUGCUCUCCACAUCGGAUUCCAGGAGUUGCAGAGGGAGCUGCCCGGAGCUGAGGACCUGGACGGGGCGGCGCGGGCGCUGAUGCGGCUGCAGGACGUCUACGCGCUCAGCGUCAAGGGCAUGGCCAACGGCCUCUUCCAGCCCACCAGCACUGACCGCCCUCCCCUCUACAGCCCUGGUCGGCGUGUCUCACUCUCGGCCGAUGACUGCUUCCACGUGGGCAAGGUGGCCUAUGACACAGGUGACUUCUACCACUCCAUCGCGUGGCUGGAAGAGGCCGUCAGCCGCUUUCGCCUCUCCUAUGGCAGCUGGAACCCAGAGGAGGAGCGGGGCAGCCUGGAGGAUGCGCUGGACUACCUGGCUUUCUCCUACUUCAUGGCUGGAAACAUCUCCCAUGCGUUGACUCUCUCCAGGGAGUUUCUCCACUAUGAUCCCAGCAACCAGAGGGUAACAACGAACGUGGCCAAGUAUGAGAAGCUGCUGGCAACACAUGGGGACCGUGUGGGGAGACCCCUGCAGCGCCCCAACGUCACCCAGCUGCAGAACCGAGACGCCUACGAGGAGCUGUGCCAGGGCCUGGGGGCACAGAUGGCCCCGGAGCAGCCCUCACACCUUGGCUGCUCCUACGAGACCAACGGCAGCCCCUACCUCCUGCUGCAGCCUGCCAAGAAGGAAACGCUGCGGCUCCAGCCCUACAUUGUGCUGUACCACGACUUCGUCAGCGAUGCCGAGGCUGAGACCAUUAAGGGACUGGCAGGGCCCUGGCUGCAGAGAUCCGUGGUCGCCUCUGGAGAGAAGCAGCAGAAAGUGGAGUAUCGGAUAAGCAAGAGUGCCUGGCUGAAGGACACAGCCGACCCAGUGGUGCGGGCACUGGAGCUGCGCAUGGCGGCCAUCACCGGCCUGGACCUGCGGCCACCCUACGCUGAGUACCUGCAGGUGGUCAACUAUGGUCUCGGCGGCCACUACGAGCCCCACUUCGACCACGCCACGUCCAGGAAGAGCCCCCUUUACAGAAUGAAGUCGGGCAACAGGAUUGCCACGGUCAUGAUCUACCUGAGUGCAGUGGAGGCAGGUGGCUCCACUGCCUUCAUCUACGCCAACUUCAGCGUGCCAGUGGUUAAGAACGCAGCCUUGUUCUGGUGGAACCUGCGAAGGAAUGGCGACGGUGACGGGGACACCCUACACGCUGGAUGCCCCGUGCUGGCUGGGGACAAGUGGGUGGCAAACAAGUGGAUCCAUGAGUAUGGGCAGGAGUUCCGGCGGCCGUGCAGCCGGGAUCCCCGGGACUGAGCGAGCAGCUGGGCUCAAGGAUGCAGCUCCUGACCUGGCUGCUGUCGUUGUCACCACGGCAGUGAAAAGCCUCCCCAGCACAGCGCAGCUCCACUGGGGUUCAUCCAUGAGGAGAAGAGGGUGCUGCAGGGGGAGGAGGUGCUUUGUUGAGCUGUGGCUUCCCUCUGGGAAAUCUGUUGAAAAUAAAAUCGAAGGAGACUCAACUGGA